AGAGUGGUCCCUGGAGCCCCAGCAGGUCCUGGAGGGUGAGGAGCAGCUGUCAUGAUCUCUACAGCACCUCUGUACAGCGGGGUGCACAACUGGACCAGCACAGAGCGGAUUCGCAUGUGUGGCCUCAACGAGGAGAGGAGAGCCCCCAUUUCUGAUGAGGAGUCAAAAACGAGCAGCUCCCAGCACUUGGGGUCUCAAGAGUUUUGUGUCAGCAGCAGCCUUUCCGAGGUGGAGCUCACAGCAGUCAGCGGUGGUGGCAGCAGUGCCCAGGGGCUGGAUGCUGAUGGCAAGGUGGAGGAAAAGCUUGGACCCAAACUGGAGGAGCAGCCACCUGAUCCCAACCCAAACCUGGAGCGUGUGGGAAAGACUGUGACAGAUGACACCCUGGGCCCUCUGGCAGGUCAGGGGGAUGGCAGAGGGCAGGAGCCAGCGACCCCCAGAGCUGUGGAGCAGGAGAGCAGCGGUGCUGAUGCUGCCUGGACGCCGGCUGAUCCUCCCAGCGACAAGCAGGCUGAUGCUGCCCCAGCCUGCUCCGUGCCUCCGGAGAGUGAGGCUGCUGGGAGUGAGAAGGCCCCCCCGAGCACUGCAGCACCGGGGCCAGGCGUGCUGGCAGAAGGGACAUUGUCUGUGGUUGUCUCCAGCUGCAACACCUCUGCCUCCACUCCCGCCACCUUCACACUGAACAGGGUUUGCUUUCCCGCCUCUCAGGCCCCUGCUAUGCAAAAGCUGCCCCUGUCCUUCCAGGCUGGGGCCGUGCUGAGCCCCAGCCAGUCUCUGGUGUACAUCCCCCCGCCCAGCUGCGGGCAGCCCCUCAGCGUGGCCACGCUCCCGGCCACCCUGGGGGUCUCCUCCACACUCACCCUGCCCGUCCUGCCCUCCUACCUGCACGAGCGCUGCCUGCCGGGCAUCAUCGCUUCCCCAGAGCUGCGUUCCUACCCCUGCACCUUCUCUGUCACCAGGCCCUUGGCUUCGGAUGCCAAGGUGGUGUCUGUGGAGGUGAAUCAGCUCAGCUGCCCCCCACCCUCGGGCGGAAGCAGCGCCCAGGCUGCGGCCGAGAGCGCUCCCCUGCCCAGCAGCGGCCCGGCCCUGCCCUCCAGCCAGGCUCUGCCGGCAGCAGCAGCCCCAGCUGGGAGCAGCGCUGCUCCCUCCUCUGGCACCGCCGUGCAGGCCAGAGCCCCGGCGGCUCCCGAGCCACACGCACCGGGGGCUGCCACCUCCCUGUCCCCCCUCAAGUCCCCUCCCCAGCUAGAGCGUGAGAUGGUCUCAUCCCCGGAGUGCAGCGAGAUGCCUCUGGAUCUCUCCUCCAAGUCCAACCGGCAGAAGCUGCCUCCCCCCAGCCAGCGCAAGACGCCCCCCAUGCCCAUCCUCACCCCGGUGCACACCAGCGGCAAAGCGCUGCUCACCACCGUCCUCUCCAAGUCGCAGCGCGCGGCGCAGGCCACGGGCAGCAGCGUCACCUCGUGCCUCGGCACCGCGCCGCCCCUGGUCAUCUUCCCCGAGUUCCUGCGCAACGGCGAGCAGGGCUCCUGGGUGAAGAACACCACGCUCAUCAGCACCAUCCCCGGCACCUACGUCGGUGUGGCCAACCCGGUGCCGGCCUCGCUGCUGCUCAGCAAGGACGCGGGCGUGAGCCUCGGCAGGGACCCGCGCCACCUGCCCAAGCAGGAGCCCAUCUCCAUCAUCGACCAGGGCGAGCCCCGCGGCGCCGGCGUCCCCUGCGGGAAGAAAGCCAACCAGGCUGGCACGGAAGGACAGCAGGAUCCUGCCAGGAGACUCCUUCACGCCAGAGUUGCUCCAGGAGCUCCUUUGUGCCAGUCCAAGGACAUCGCCGCCUGGAAUCCCGUCCAGGGAAGCGUGUACCCGCGAUGCCCCAUCAAUGGCAAACCUUCCAACCCCCAGCUCCUGCCUCUGGGCUGGUCUCCGUACCAUCAAACCCCGCUGCUUUCCAUCGGCAUCUCGGCGGCAGGGCAGCUCCCCCCCCCCCCCCCCCCCCCCCCCCCCCCCCCCCCCCCCCCCCCCCCCCCCCCCCCCCCCCCCCCCCCCCCCCCCCCCCCCCCCCCCCCCCCCCCCCCCCCCCCCCCCCCCCCCCCCCCCCCCCCCCCCCCCCCCCCCCCCCCCCCCCCCCCCCCCCCCCCCCCCCCCCCCCCCCCCCCCCCCCCCCCCCCCCCCCCCCCCCCCCCCCCCCCCCCCCCCCCCCCGGCUCUCCAGACCAGCGCGCUGGAUGGGAAAGGGGGGAAGGGGAAGCUGGACAACGCUCCAAAGAGUCAGGAGUGCACUCAGCCGGAGGCUGGCUCCGGUCAGGACAGCAGUGCACAGACUGAGGCUCCCCAGGGAAGCUGUAGCCUCAAACAGUUGGAUGCAAAGCCCAAAAGCCAAGUGUUGGCGGCGUACUUGUCGCACGAGGUGCCGGCGGCGGGGCAGCAGGGCCUGCGGGUGGUGCCCGAGGUGCCCGCGGACGGGCAGCGCAAGGAGCCGGGCUGCGAGGGCUCCCAGGAGCCGCCGGCCACCGAGCCCCUGCCGUGCGGGCAGCAGGUGGAUCUGUGCAGGGUCAAGAAGGAGCGAGUGGAGUGCGAGGUGUCCUUUCCCUCGGUGACCUGCCUGCGGGCCGGGGCGGCUCCCCAGGCCUUCCCCGAGGCCAAGCUCAAAGGAACGGGGCAGAUCAAGCAGGAGGGUGGCACACGCUGCAAGGCCAAGCGGCAGCAUGACGGGGACACCAGGCAGAGCCACAAGAGACUGAAGUGCCAAGGCCAGGACAGCGAGGAGUCCCCAAGCAAGGCGGGAAGCCGGAGCGUGCAUGGCAGGAAGUGGCAAAAACACCACGACAAUCCACGUGAGCUUGGCAAGCAGGAGGGCCGGGGCAGCCUGGGUGCCACCACGGAUCACAACAGCCUCAGGGUAAAGCGCAAGCGCCGGAGGGCAGCCAAGACAGAGUGCCCAUCUCCGGCUCACCGCGGGGACAGCCACGAGGAAGGGUACUUGGAGAAGAAGCCCAAGAACAAUUUCCGGGAUUUCAUCCCGGUGGUGCUGAGCAGCCGGACGCGCAGUCAGUCGGGAAGCAUCGCUGGCUCUUCUGCUGGUGUGACGGGAGAGUGUGAUGUGAGUGGUCAGGAGACUUCAGCAUUGCUGGAGGAGGAUCAGGAAGAAGAGGAGGAGGAGGAGGAAGAGGAGGAGGAGGAGGAGGAGGAAGAGACAUCCUUGAAACAUCGCAAGCUGCGCAAAUCGCACAGGACAUCCCGCUGCCACAGCCGCAGGGACAGGGACAGGGACAGGGACAGGUCUGUGUCCGAGAGGAGCAGCUGUCACACCAGGAGGAGCCGGGAGCUGCCCUGGAGAGCAGAAUCUCCCAGGCAGCUGUGGGAGCCCAACGAGGAGGAGGAGGAGGAGGAGGAGGAUGGCCACACCAAGAGGAAGAAAAGGAGACGGCAGAAAAGUCGGAAGUACCAGACGGGGGAGUACCUGACGGAGCGGGAGGAGGAGCAGGUGGGGUAUCCCCACCGGAGGCGGAAAUCCAAAGCAGACUGCAGGCACCGAAAGCAGAAGGAGUCUGGGAAGGGCAAAGGCACAGAGCUGCAGCUGAGGAGCAGGCUGUCCCCAUCCCCCAGGAAAUCUCAAGCACGCACGGACUUUCGGAAUGGCUUCUUCCUGGAGCACUCUGACAGCUCUCCUGUCCAAGAAGAGCUGGAGAAACCGUCAGGAAAACGCAAAUGUAAAACCAAACACCUGGCAGGGAUCUGUGACGAGGGGAAGGGGAAAGGCUGCUGCAACCAGCCCAAAACGUGCUCUCUGAAGAAGCCCCAGGACUCGUGCGCGCUCUGUAAGUCCCACGGGGCCAGCGCGUGAGGAGCUUGUCCCCCGCUGCCCGUGGCCAGCCCCCCCCAGGAGAACACCCCCAGCCGGCCCAUGCCGCCCGAGGCGCGGCGCCUCAUCGUCAACAAGAACGCGGGGGAGACGCUGCUGCAGCGAGCGGCUCGCCUGGGCUACAAGGACGUGGUGCUGUACUGCCUGCAGAAGAAGAGCAGCGACGUGAACCACCACGACAACGCGGGGUACACGGCCCUGCACGAGGCGUGCGCGCGCGGCUGGAUCGACAUCCUGCACGUGCUGCUGCAGCACGGCGCCAACGUCAACUGCAGCGCCCAGGACGGCACCCGGCCUAUCCACGAUGCGGUGGCGAAUGACAACCUGGAAACCAUGUGGCUUCUCCUUUCCUAUGGUGCUGAUCCCACUCUGGCCACAUACUCUGGGCAGACGGCAGUGAAGCUGGCCACCAGCGACGUGAUGAAGCGCUUCCUCUGUGAUUACCUGUCAGACCUGCAGGGCCGCAGUGACGGGGACCCUCGGACAGCCUGGGAUUUCUACAGCAGCUCCGUGCUCGAGGGGAAGGACAGCAUCGGCUGUGACCUGCUGCUCAACCCUCCAGGGAGCUCAGACCAGGAGGAAGAGGAACAAGAGGCAGAUAACUUCAUGUUUGAGUUCUCAGACAAGCCGCUGCUUCCCAGCUACAACCUGCAAGUGUCCGUGUCCCGGGGGCCCUGCAACUGGUUCCUGUUCUCCGAUGUGCUCAAGCGCCUGAAGCUGUCCUCACGCAUAUUCCAGGCUCGCUUCCCGCACUUGGAGGUGGCCACGCUGCCCCGGGCAGAGUUCCAGCGGCAGGUGUCCCUCAGCCAGGUGCUGGCACAGGAGGAGGUGCCGGCCAGCCCCGAGCCGGCGCCGGGCGCGGCAGAGACUGUGGAGCUGGUGCACUACGAGCCCGAGCUGCUGCAGCUGCUGGGCUCGGCCGUGGAGUACCAGGCGUGGAGCAGCUGACGGGCACCGGCCACUCCCGGCAUCACGAGGCAAUAAUAAAAGGACCAAGGGGAAGCAGCUCUCUCAGCGCCAGCAGCAGGGGCCGAGCCUUUGAGCAGCCGCUCCUCCUCUCCUCAGGGUCUCCGCCGGCUGGGGAGGGAGGACCCUC
This is a messenger RNA of Ficedula albicollis (Collared flycatcher), 4954 nucleotides long. RefSeq names its product BCL6 corepressor-like 1 (gene BCORL1). Gene Ontology annotation, cellular component: nucleus. Gene Ontology annotation, molecular function: protein binding; transcription corepressor activity. The record is from RefSeq and is a predicted model, not a curated record. Lineage: Eukaryota; Metazoa; Chordata; Aves; Passeriformes; Muscicapidae. Gene Ontology annotation, biological process: negative regulation of transcription by RNA polymerase II. The transcript has 15 exons.